AUAUUGUAAAUACUCUCUAGCCCACUGAAUUCUUUGCUUUGAAUGAGCGGCUAGUGAAAGCCGUAAAAACAGGUUGUUUGCAUUGUACUGCAAUAAUGGUUGGAGAGAAAAAAGUCGAAUAUUUAAUAGUUGAUACGAGUGCAUUCAUUAAAAAUGUGCCGCUGCAGGACAUUGGCCAAAAUAUUCUAACGGAAGAAGCAGUCGUCGAUGAGAUUACUAAUAGAAGGCAGUUACGGAGGCUCGUUGUACUUCCGUAUGACCUGAUCAUAAGGAAUACUUUUUCAGAAAAUGUUGCUUUUGUUACUGAGUUUGCUAAGAAAACGGGAGAUUAUCCUAGUUUAUCCGCUACGGAUAUUAAGGUCAUUGCUCUUACUUAUCAAAUAGAAAAGGAAACGGUAGGAACGGAACACUUAAAAACAGCACCGACAUUGAUGAGAACUAUUAAGACCAAUUUAGAGCCAGAGGAUCACCCAAAACCGGUAGCUGGAUUUUAUUUACCUAAACGGAGGAACAGAAAAGAUUCCAAUACCGAUGAUGAAUCUAGUAGCGAUAUAGAAAGCAAAACCAAUUUAGAAAAAAAAGCGAAAGAAAUAUUAAAUAGAUCACGACCACUGAUUCAAUCUGGUAGUAGUAGCAGAGAAAAUAGUUCAUCCUCCAACAGCUAUGGUUUGUCUGAAUCUGAUUACGAAACAGCUUGCUCUGAUAUAGAUGACAGUAAUGUGGUAGAAAACUUUACAAAUUUAAAUUGCAAUGUGGAUGCGUCCAAGGGUGAUACCAUAAACGAACAUAAUGUUGAUGAUAUUUUGACAUUGGUUAAAAAAGAGAAUGUAAUUAAAAAUGAUGAUAUCAGCAAAGAGAAGGAGGAAGAAGAAGAAGAAGAAGAUUCCGAUGACGUUGGCACGGAUCAUGGAUGGAUAACUUCCAGUAAUAUAGCCCAUGUUAAAAAGCAAAUGAAUUCGGACAUUCUUGAAGAAAAACCUGCCAAAGUUGCUUGCAUGACUACCGAUUUUGCCAUGCAAAAUGUAUUGAUGCAGAUUGGACUAAACAUUGCGGCACUGGAUGGUCGUGUUAUCAAGAAUAUGAGAACGUUCAUUCUGAGGUGCAUUUCCUGUUUCAAGACAACUAGCAUUAUGACCAAAGUCUUCUGCCCAAAUUGUGGCCACGACACGUUGAAAAAAGUAGCUGUAUCAUUGGAUGACAAAGGAAACCAACAGAUUCAUAUUAACGCUCGGAAGCCUCUUUCGAGGAAAGGAAGGCGGUUCUCAUUACCGACACCUCAGGGUGGGAAGCAUGCCUGUAACCCAAUUCUUUUCGAAGACCAAAGGAUACCGGAUCAAAGACCUUCUCGAUUGGCUCGUACAAAAACCGACGCUCUCAAUGACGAUUAUAUUGCUGGAUAUUCACCUUUUGUGAUGCGAGACACAAAUUCUAGAUCUGCAAUUUUAGGUAUUCGUUCCAGAAGAGAGGCCAAACACUGGAUGAGAAAAAAUCCCAACGAAUCGAAGAAAAAACGCUGAAGUGCUUAUCGAGUCAUCAACCUUUAUAUACCCCAUUUCUUAACAUUUUCAUAGCGGUAAUAUAAGUCUUCAAAAUGAGUUUAAAAUUAAUGGCCUAUGAUUCAUUUUCCUUCCAAUUAUUGAAAAAUCUCAAAUUAUUUGAAAUACAUCACGUUGCAUUCUCAAGGACUUUGAAUAGGAUUUAGGUGUUCUAUGCACGACAUCUGUAAAAUGUUUAUAACUUUGUUACGUAUGUAUGUAUGUAUGUAGAUUAAUUACUCGCACUUAACAUCUGUUCUUUGUCUCUUACCCAUUUAUAAAGAAUAAGACAAAACUGA
Messenger RNA from Orussus abietinus, 1834 nucleotides. RefSeq names its product RNA-binding protein NOB1. Gene Ontology annotation, cellular component: preribosome, small subunit precursor. The transcript has 6 exons. Gene Ontology annotation, molecular function: RNA endonuclease activity. The record is from RefSeq and is a predicted model, not a curated record. Lineage: Eukaryota; Metazoa; Arthropoda; Insecta; Hymenoptera; Orussidae. Bases 96 to 1517 code for a protein of 473 amino acids. Gene Ontology annotation, biological process: maturation of SSU-rRNA; ribosomal small subunit biogenesis.